This is a messenger RNA of Solea senegalensis (Senegalese sole), 1698 nucleotides long. It is a transcript of the gene usp12a, whose product is annotated as ubiquitin specific peptidase 12a. Gene Ontology annotation, cellular component: nucleus; cytosol. NCBI's taxonomy places the organism in Eukaryota, Metazoa, Chordata, Actinopteri, Pleuronectiformes, Soleidae. The record is from RefSeq and is a predicted model, not a curated record. The coding region runs from base 79 to 1197 and encodes 372 amino acids. The transcript has 9 exons. Gene Ontology annotation, molecular function: cysteine-type endopeptidase activity; cysteine-type deubiquitinase activity. Gene Ontology annotation, biological process: protein deubiquitination.
UGGCAGCAUCAGACUCGCCUGCUGCCCUCACGAGGACAGUCAGCGCACGGCGGUGUGGUGGAAGAUGGCGCUAGCCGAAUGGAAAUCCUAAUGACUGUCUCAAAAUUUGCCUCUUUUUGUACCAUGGGCGCCAAUGCCUCUGCUCUAGAGAAAGAGAUUGGAUCUGAGCAGUUUCCGGUCAAUGAGCACUACUUCGGCCUGGUCAAUUUUGGGAACACCUGCUACUGCAACUCGGUGCUGCAGGCUCUGUACUUCUGCCGCCCAUUUCGGGAAAAGAUUCUGGCGUACCGCAGUCAGCCACGACGGAAGGAGAACCUGCUCACCUGUCUGGCCGACCUUUUCCACAGUAUUGCCAACCAAAAGAGGAAAGUGGGCGUCAUUCCACCCAAGAAGUUCAUCACUCGACUACGCAAGGAGAACGAGUUGUUUGACAACUACAUGCAACAGGAUGCCCACGAAUUCCUGAACUACCUUCUGAACACCAUUGCUGAUCUGCUACAAGAGGAGAGGAAGCAGGAGAAGACCAACGGCCGUCUCGCCAAUGGCACGCUCGACUCCCAGAACAACAACAGCAAUGCUACUCCUGCUCCCACCUGGGUCCACGAGAUCUUCCAAGGCACUCUGACCAAUGAAACCCGCUGCCUCACCUGCGAAACGAUAAGCAGCAAAGAUGAGGACUUUCUGGACCUUUCUGUGGAUGUAGAACAGAAUACCUCCAUCACACACUGCCUCAGAGGUUUCAGUAACACGGAGACACUGUGCAGUGAGUACAAAUACUACUGUGAAGAAUGUAGAAGCAAGCAGGAGGCGCACAAGAGGAUGCGCGUAAAGAAGCUGCCAAUGAUCCUGGCUCUGCACCUCAAGCGCUUCAAGUACAUGGAGCAGCUGCAGCGCUACACCAAGCUGUCCUAUCGCGUUGUCUUCCCCCUGGAGCUCCGCCUCUUCAACACCUCCGGGGACGCCACCAACCCGGAGAGGCUCUACGAUCUGGUUGCUGUGGUGGUGCAUUGUGGGAGUGGUCCAAACAGGGGUCACUACAUCGCCAUUGUGAAAAGUCACGACUUCUGGUUGCUGUUUGAUGACGAUAUUGUCGAGAAAAUCGACGCGCAGGCCAUAGAGGAAUUCUACGGUCUCACUUCUGAAAUCUCCAAGAACUCUGAGUCGGGCUACAUCCUCUUUUACCAGUCCAGAGACUAAAAGUGGAUUGGCCACAGAAACCAGGAGAAAUACACUGUUCCCCCUUCUCUCUCUCUCUCUCUCUCUCUGUGUGUGUGUGGGGGCCUGGGGGGGACCUUAAACGCACCAUAGCGGCCCCAUAUGGUGUCACACUCGCUUGCACAGCUGUAAUCCAUACCUGUGCUUUUUAACGCACUCCUGCGCCGCAGCUCAGCCGUGGAAGUUCCGCCUAUGUACCAGCUGUUCCUCCUGGCCUCUGUGGUCCUUCCUGUCCCCCGUCAUGCCCCCCUGUCACUUUGGCUGGACGCUGCUGCCUCUGCUGCUGCAGGGACAAUGAGACGAUUGUGAAUGAAAACUGUCAAGAUUGUUUAAAAAAAAGAAAAUAAGAUAGAAAAAAGAAAAGAAAAAGACGUUGAAUGAGGGUUGUACAGAUGUUGGUUGGUAUGAGUGGUGUAUUAGUUUUUGCUUUGGGUGUGGGGUUGAAUGGGUAUUUAAUAAUUCAUAUGUAAUAUUGGCCUGGUG